CUUGGGCUGUGUUUGAAUCUUUUUUGUUACUACAGUACUAAAUAAUUAUAGAUCUGAGAUUGAUUCUUCAAUCUUGUCAACUAUGGCGUGUGGGAAUGUGGAUUUUUGAAUUUUCUUUUCAAGCUGUUGUCAAUUGACUUCUUGUGGGACUUGCAUUAACUUUCUAAAAUAGUGUUACUAUUUUGACUUUAUCGUAGUCAUUUAGUGGGCCUUCCCCUAGGACUAGAAUACACGGAAUUCCCUAUUCCACAAUUUCCUUUUUGUCAAUUCUAAAGUUUGCUUUUCGAGAAAUUAUUUCGUUCAAAAAGUCUUAGUAGUUUGGUAAAUAUGCAGUUUUGGUUUAAUCGCUGCUUUCUAUGGAACAGGUUGUAAUUACUUGAUUGCCAAGGACUUAACAAGCUUGUUCUGGGGGUAAGAGGGCAUUGAUUCAGUCUGUUUUAGAUUAUAUUCUAACGUACUGAAAACCCAUCUUUCUUGCUUAGCUGUUUCUUAGAUUCUUGAGCAAAUUUCAGUGUUUUACAGAGCACAAUUACAAAGAACAGGUCAUAUGAGAAAAGUGUAAUUUUUUUCUUUUGGUCAUAUUGUAUUGAAGAAAUUGACAAGUUUCAAGAAUUGGGUCAAUCUUGAAUUUUGCUGAAGCUAUUUGGUAGAGUGUUUUUCUGAUAGUUUUUUAAGUUUAUUGAAGAAGAUAUUAUCUUGGUUGUGCAAGAAAAGAAAAGAUGGGUUCUUUUCCUGGGCAUGUUCUACCUGGAACACUGUUUCUUGUGGUUGGUGUGUGGCAUAUAUGGUGUGCUCUGGUUAGAUAUUCAUCAAAUCCCAAGUCAUUCAGGGUAAGGGUUUGGAAUCCUGUUCCAGGUUUUGAUGGGAAGCUGAAAUAUUUGGAACUUUAUGUUAUAGCUAUUGGUGGUUUUAUUGAUUUUUGUAUUGAGCUCUUCUAUUCAACCCACCUCAAACUUUUUGUUCAUGGGGUUUUGAAUCCUACUCAUAUGAAUAACUUUGAGCAUGCUGGGAUGCUUCUCAUGUUCUUCGUCUUCGGUUUGAUUGUGCUCCUUUCCGAGAAAACCAGUUUUCUUCCCUUGCCUGAUGGAGCUCUCUGCUUGAUCGUGGCCACGGCUUUCUGUGCAGAGUAUUUCUUGUUCUAUUUCCACUCCACCACCCACAAAGGCCUUGAAGGAUACUAUCACCUUAUCCUUGUCCUCCUCAUAGGCCUCUGUGUAUUGUCAACUAUCGCUGGAGCUCUUUUGCCAACCAGCUUCCCUGUUGACUUGGCUAGCGGCAUUUCUGUAACACUUCAAGGCCUUUGGUUCUACCAAACUGCAUUCACUCUGUAUGGUCCCAUGAUGCCAGACGGUUGCCAACUUAAGGGGAACGACGUCAUGUGUCGUUCAGCAGAUAGAGAGGUUCGAGGCGAGUUGCUAGCUAACUUUCAACUUUUCUCCAUGGUUUUUGUUGUCCUUGCUGCUACUGCUGGAGCUUAUGGUUUUGCAGCUUCCGGGACUGGUCAGUCAGAAAUUAGGAAAUCACAUGCGCCUUUUGAUGGUUAGGAACAUCUACAGUAGGAUAGCCAUUUUUGUACCAUAUUCUUUUUAGUAGGGAAAGGCCCUGAAUGACCAUUUUCAGAUGUUGCUCUUAAAUUAUUCAUUUGUCUUGCCUGCUAAGUGUAAAUUUGACAUUGAGAAGUAGACCAUCCGUGGGUUGCUACUUGCUACUGAUUUAAGAUAGUUGCUGAUAAGGAUGGACUAAGCACAGAAUAAUUUGAUGGUGGUAAUUGCAGAUGUACGUGUUUCGUCUUUUUUUAAAUGCAGCGGAUGGUAAUUAGUUGUAAAAUUUUCUUUGAA
Nicotiana attenuata is the source of this 1838-nucleotide messenger RNA. Its product is annotated as transmembrane protein 45B. The transcript is spliced from 2 exons. Bases 720 to 1544 code for a protein of 274 amino acids. NCBI's taxonomy places the organism in Eukaryota, Viridiplantae, Streptophyta, Magnoliopsida, Solanales, Solanaceae. The record is from RefSeq and is a predicted model, not a curated record.